CCGGUCCGGUCUGCAUCGAAGCCGCCUCCGCCUAUGUAAGACGUUGGGCAAGCAAACGAAGCGCUCGAAGCUGGUGUUUGCGGAGAAGAUCCGGGAAUAGGGGAUGGAGAAGGCGUCCUCGAUUCUUGCCUCCAUUUUUGGCUCGCGGGAGUCGGCGGCCACCGUCGCCUCAAUCUACGUCUACCCGAUCAAGUCCUGCCGUGGCAUCUCUGUUCCUCGAGCUUGCGUCACCUCCACGGGACUUCGAUGGGAUCGGCAGUGGUUGGUUGUGAACUCAAAUGGAAGGGCAUACACUCAAAGAGUUGAACCAAAGCUUGCUUUGGUUGAGGUAGGGCUGCCGAUGGAUGCCUUCAGGGAAGAUUGGGAGCCAAAUGAUACCUCAUAUAUGGUUAUAAAGGCUCCUGAAAUGGAGACACUAAAGAUUCCUCUGAGUAGAGUGUGUGAUGUAAUUAAUGACAUCUCUGUCUGGGAAUGGUCUGGUUCGGCAUUUGAUGAAGGCAAUGAAGCAUCUGAGUGGUUUACGAAGUAUCUCGAAAAACCAAGUCGUCUAGUGCGUUUCAAUACUGCAUCAGAAAUUAGAGCAGUGGAUCCCAACUAUGCUCAGGGAUAUAGAACCGUGUUCUCUGAUGGGUUUCCAUUCUUAUUGGCAUCCCAGGGAUCAUUGAAUGCUUUGAAUGAGCUUCUGGAAGAACCAUUACCAAUUAAUCGCUUCAGAGCAAAUAUCCUUGUCGAUGGAUGUAAUCCAUUUUCAGAGGACCUGUGGAAAGAAAUAAAAAUAAACGAGUUGACAUUUUAUGGUGUCAAAUUAUGCUCACGUUGUAAGGUACCAACUAUCGACCAAAAUAAUGGAACUGCCGGGGAUGAGCCAACACAAACUCUAAUGAAGUUUCGAUCAGAUCAUGCUUUGCAUUUAAAGAAAAAGCAGGGGAAGGUUUUCUUUGGACAGAAUUUGGUCUGCAAAUAUUCACUCUCAGCAACAGGCAGGGCCAAAGCUGUCGCGGUUGGGGAUCCAGUUUUUGUUCAACAGAAGUUUUCUUCUUCUGCUGAUGCACCAAUCUAAUCAUCCAAGAACUUCAAUUCGAGGUAAUUGAGAUGAUGUUAUGAUGCUGAAGAACUUCUAUAACAAUACCUAUCUAAAUAUGUAUCUACUCUGUAGUGUAUGGAUAGAUCAGAAAAGAAGGUAAAAUUAAAGACUGCACUAAAAUGCUUGUCAUUAUGGCAAUUUAUGUAGCAAUUUGGCUUUCAGAGCCUUCUGUA
Molecule: messenger RNA, 1257 nt
Organism: Musa acuminata AAA Group (dessert banana)
Lineage: Eukaryota; Viridiplantae; Streptophyta; Magnoliopsida; Zingiberales; Musaceae
Exons: 8
Coding region: 104-1060 (318 amino acids)
Molecular function (GO): catalytic activity; pyridoxal phosphate binding; molybdenum ion binding
Source: RefSeq, a predicted model, not a curated record